UCCCGUGAGUUGGUUUCCUUUGUGCUGUUAGUCUGUCGCUUUUAAACGCGUGUCGGUUUUCACCAGCGAAACUAAACCUGAAACUAAUCCUUUUACCAGCAGCGCGACAGCGGAGAAUCUUUGUCGGCUCGUUCGUUACGUGCGUCUUCUUUUGGUCGGCAUCACCCACCUUUAGAGGUGCAGAGAAACUCCUGAGUUGUUUCCAUGGCACUAAGACGAGGACACAUCCGAUAUCUGAAGGUGUGUGAGGUCCAGACGUCUCAGAGCGACGUCAGAGACGGUCAACUCGCUGCCAAAGGCGUCUCUGGAAAGGAGCUGUACGAUAACGGCUACAGCGAGCAGAUGAUGGAGGACGAUGACGCUCGCACCAACCUGAUCGUCAACUACCUGCCUCAGAGCAUGAGUCAGGACGAACUGCGAAGCCUCUUCAGCAGCGUCGGAGACGUCGAGUCGGCGAAACUGAUCCGGGACAAGGUGGCAGGUAACUCAUGCCACAGUUUAGGUUACGGCUUUGUUAACUUUGUUAACCCUAGUGAUGCAGAGAGGGCUAUCAGUACCCUCAAUGGCCUGAGGCUACAGUCUAAAACUAUCAAGGUUUCGUAUGCGCGGCCGAGUUCGGACAUGAUUAAAGACGCUAAUCUGUACAUCAGUGGUUUGCCGAGGACGCUGAGUCAGCAGGACCUGGAGGACAUGUUCAGUCACUACGGACGUAUCAUCAACUCACGAGUGCUGGUGGACCAGGCCUCAGGUUUGUCCCGGGGCGUGGCCUUCAUCCGCUUUGAUAAGAGGUCAGAGGCCGAGGAUGCUGUCAAACAGUUGAAUGGACACACCCCCCCUGGCAGCACAGAGCCAAUCACAGUCAAGUUUGCUGCCAACCCCAAUCAGGCCCGGAACUCUCAGAUGAUGUCACAGAUGUAUCACGGCCAAUCACGGCGCUUCGGGGGCCCCGUCCAUCACCAGGCGCAGAGGUUCAGGUUCUCACCAAUGAGCGUGGACCACAUGAGUGGAGGGGGCGGGGUUUCGGGGAGUGCGUCCUCUGGUUGGUGCAUCUUCAUCUAUAACCUGGGCCAGGAUGCAGACGAGGCCAUUCUGUGGCAGAUGUUCGGGCCGUUCGGUGCCGUCGUCAAUGUGAAAGUGAUCCGAGACUUCAACACCAACAAAUGCAAAGGCUUCGGCUUCGUCACCAUGACCAACUACGAGGAGGCUGCCAUGGCCAUACACAGCCUCAACGGGUACCGCAUGGGGGACAAAGUCCUGCAGGUGUCCUUCAAGACCAGCAAGGGACACAAAUAGAACAGGAUUGGAGGGGGCGAGGGGGCGGGGGGGCGGGGUGGGGGGGGUCCAACCAUUUAAAUGUAGUUUUUCUGUCAGCGAACCGUUUGAGAAAGUUUUCAGUUUGUGUCUUAGUUUCCUUCCAGCAUGUUCACAUGUUGUUUCUGUGCAUGUUUGAUUGAGCUGAUUGACAGCUGACUAUCACAGUGGUUACCACGGUAACCUGAUUGUUGGAUAUGAAGACAAAAGGAAAUGUAAGUGUGUUCUGAUUUUCAAUUUAAAUGAACCAUUUUAGUUCAGUGUAGAGAAAAACUGCAUCUGACAUUACUCUUUAAAUCCAGUGAAUCUGAUCAAACUCACAUUACUAGAAAAUAUAAACUGGUUCUUAAACACACUGUUUUCAGCUUUCUGUACAUUUUAACAUGUCAGGUGAUUGACAGGUCUUUGGGCCAAUCAAGCAGCAGGAGGUGGAGCUUGUGGUCAGUUUAACAAAAUGCUUUAAUUUCCAAGAUUAAAAAGCACCUGACAACAACCUCAUGACUCGUACUGUUUUAUUUUGUGUUGCUGCUUCGCUGUGAUCGACGGAUUAUUCAACAAUAAAUCUGUUAAAGGAAAA
Mugil cephalus (flathead mullet) is the source of this 1888-nucleotide messenger RNA. Its product is annotated as ELAV-like protein 1. The transcript is spliced from 8 exons. Gene Ontology annotation, cellular component: ribonucleoprotein complex. Gene Ontology annotation, molecular function: RNA binding. The record is from RefSeq and is a predicted model, not a curated record. NCBI's taxonomy places the organism in Eukaryota, Metazoa, Chordata, Actinopteri, Mugiliformes, Mugilidae. The coding region runs from base 205 to 1293 and encodes 362 amino acids.